This is a messenger RNA of Prorocentrum cordatum, 737 nucleotides long. The record is from the annotation of a GenBank genome assembly. Lineage: Eukaryota; Dinophyceae; Prorocentrales; Prorocentraceae.
AGGCAGCCACUUUGGCUCCGAGGCGCCCCCCCCCCGCCCGCGGCGCGGCCUCCCGUCGCGCUGGCGCGCGCGCGCGCGGCUGGGGCGGGGACAGCCCGCGGAGCCCGCUGCCGCGGGAGGGCGAAGGCUCGCCCGGCCGAGGGAGGGACGUCAGCCCGCUGGGCCGGCUGCCGUGGGAGGGCCUCGGCGGCGGGGGCGACGGUUCUUCGCCGGGGCGGCUGCCAUGGGAGGGCAUGAGCGACGCCAUCAGCCGCUGCUGCAGGGAGGAGCUCUCGCGCGAGGAUCGAGCUCGCCGGCAGCAUCAGCGAGCUGCGCCAGGAGGUCCGCUACCUCCUCGGCGACCCGCCCGCGGCCCCGGCGCCUUUGGGCGCCCGGCGCGCGGGCACCGCGCCGGGGGGCCAGCCCCUGGCCGCCCGGGCGCUGCCCCGCCAGCGGACGCUGCCGGCGCUGGCGGAGAGCAGGCACACGGGCAGCAGGCGAGCGUCCCGCAGCAGCUCCAACUCCGCAGCCAACGCCGACCGGCUACCCCUCUUCCGGCGCUGCGCCUGCGGCUGCGGGGAGAUGGUCCUCACAGGCGGCGAGGAGUGGGACACCAUCGCCCCGCUGGGCCACAGGGCGCUGAGCCUGCAGGAGGUGUCCACGGACGCCACCGACGCCCGGGCGCAGCGCGCGUCCUGCGAGCGGCUUGCCCGGCGGCGCGACCGGCCGCCCGCCGCCGGCGCCGAGGCGGCCCCGGC